AUGUCUAUGGUCUAUGGCCAACAGCAGCAGCAGCAGCAGCUGCAGUCGCUGCCGCAAUUGGCAGAGAACGCGCGCGUGUGUGCAUCAGCAACUUCGAACAUCUACAUCAAAAUGAGGAAUCGAUAUUUGUCAGUAUUUUGUCUAAUGCUGCCACUGGCAUUCUAUGGCAACAUCUGUGUUUGGGCCUUUCCGGAUGGGGCACCAGCCGAUACGUGUGUAAAACAGCGCGCCAAUCAGCCAAAUCAUGGCCAGGCUCGCUCACAGCCUGCACAUACUAAUCCAUUUGAAGUGGUGGCCACUGCUCAGUCCUAUCAUCCGGGGCAGCAAAUCUCGGUGGUCAUCUAUCCACACGGUCAAACGAAUACGGUCUUUAGGGGUUUCUUUCUGCAGGCUCGCGAUGCCAAUUCGAAUGAAUGGAUUGGUGAGUGGGAGCAAAGUGAGAAUACAAAAACCAUACCAGAAUGCUCGGCCAUAACGCAUUCGGAUAAUCGGGAUAAGCUGGGAGCCAAACUGAUAUGGAAGGCGCCGCAAAAUAAACGCGGCAAUGUCUAUUUUACUGGAACUGUUUUGAAGGAAUAUGGAACAUUCUGGAGCGAUAUUGUCAACAAACUGCAAGCGGAUUCACCGCAGUAAACAAGA
Molecule: messenger RNA, 639 nt
Organism: Drosophila willistoni
Lineage: Eukaryota; Metazoa; Arthropoda; Insecta; Diptera; Drosophilidae
Product: putative defense protein 3
Exons: 3
Coding region: 1-633 (210 amino acids)
Molecular function (GO): oxidoreductase activity, acting on metal ions
Source: RefSeq, a predicted model, not a curated record